UUGAGAUUUACUGGCAAGUCACGUCCUUGCUGUAUACCUAAUACGAAGAAUCUACAACGCUUGUGAGCACCGUUUUCACGUACAGCUUUAGACUCAGCAACUCUGUCUCUCUCUGUAGAGAACUCAACAGAGCUACAAAAAUGGUGGAGAACAAAACGGUGACGUCUUCAACGCCGGCGUUCAGGCUGAGGUGGGACGUUUUCCUGAGCUUCAGAGGAGAAGACACUCGCGACGGCUUCACAGACCGACUCUACAACGCGUUGGAGAGACAAGGUGUCCGAGUCUUCCGAGACAACGACGGGUUGACUCAGGGGGACGAGAUCGCUCAGAGCCUUCUCGACGCCAUCGAAGACUCUGCUGCUGCGAUUGCGAUCAUCUCUCCCAGAUACGCUAACUCACGGUGGUGUCUCGAAGAGCUGGCGAAGAUCUGCGAGUGCGAGAGACUUAUUCUUCCUGUUUUCUACCUUGUUGAUCCAUCGAACGUUCGAAGACAGAAAGGACCGUUUGAAGAAGACUUUCAAAGUCUCGAGAUUAGGUUUGGAGAGCACAAGGUCGGGAGAUGGAGAUCUGCUAUGGAAAAGGCUGGUGGAAUCUCUGGUUGGGUGUUUCAGAAUCGCGAAGAACCUCAGUUGAUUCAAUUAUUAGUCAGAAGGAUUCUGGAUGAAUUAAGCAACACUCCAAUCGGUGUGGCUUCAUAUACUGUGGGACUCAAUUCUCGUGUUGAGGAGCUGAUGAAAUUGUUAGAUGUUAAAUCCAGUCGUGUCCAAGUUUUGGGGUUUCAUGGAAUGGGUGGGGUUGGCAAGACAACCCUUGCCAAGGCCCUCUACAAUAAACUUGUCAGUCACUUUGAACACCGUAGUUUUAUUUCCAAUGUUAGAGAAGCAUCUAUGCAACAAAACGGUUUAGUAUCUCUUCAGAGAAAACUCCUUGGUGAUCUUUUGGGAAAUGCAUCUCUUGUAAAUGAUGUUAAUGCUGGCGAGAAAGCAAUUAGAGGGAUACUUCAUGAGAAGCGUGUCCUUGUUGUUUUAGAUGAUGUUGAUAAUGUAAGCCAACUUGGUGUACUGGCUGCCGGGAGCGAAUGGUUUUAUGAAGGAAGUCGAAUAAUUAUUACUACAAGAGAUAGAGAUGUUCUGCUUGCUUAUCAUGUGAAUGACAUUUAUGAGGUGAAAGAAUUGGGUUCCUCUGAUUCACUAAAACUUUUUCGUUAUCAUGCAUUGAGAAGUAAAAGGACCACUGAAACUUUCCUCAAUCUGUCUCAACAAAUUGUGUCCAUUACUGGAGGAUUACCCUUGGCUCUGGAAGUAUUUGGUUCUUUUUUGUUUGAUAAGAGGAGAGUGGAGGAAUGGGAAGAUGCUCUGCAAAAGUUGAAGCAGAUUCGUCCGGACGAUCUUCAAGAUGUCCUUAAGAUAAGUUUUGACGGGCUUGAUGAUGAAGAGAAGUGUAUAUUCCUCGACAUUGCUUGUUUAUUUGUUAAUCUGGAAAUGAAGAGAGAUGAUGUGAUUGACAUAGUGAAGGGCUGUGGCUUCAGAGCUGAGAUUUCAAUCAAUGUUCUGAUAGCAAGAUCUCUCAUUAAAAUUACUGAGGACAAGAGUUUGUGGAUGCAUGACCAAAUAAGGGAUAUGGGGAGACAAAUUGUUCAGCAUGACCACCUUGUAGAUCCUGGUAUGCGUAGUAGACUGUGGGAGUCUGGUGAAAUUCUAACUGUCUUGAAAGAUAGGAUGGGAACAAGAAAUAUUCAAGGGAUCAUUCUAGACUUUGAAAAGAAGAACUUUCCUAAGGAGAAGAGUGCUAAAUCAAUUUCUCGGGACAAAUUAAGGCAAGCACCCAGUAUCACCUCUGUAGUAACUUACUUGAUGGAGACAUACAAAGAGUAUUUCAACCAUGUUGCCAACAAAGAGGGAGAGAUGAUGCUUCAGACUAAACCAUUUCAAUCAAUGAUUUGUUUGAGACUGCUUCAGUUAAGUAAUGUGAGAUUGGAGGGAAAUUUCAAAUGCAUACCUCCUGAUCUAAAGUGGCUACAAUGGAGAACAUGUCCUUUGAAAAAUCUUCCUUCUAAUUUUUGUCCACGGCAGCUCGCAGUACUUGAUCUCUCAGAAAGCAAGAUAGAGAAUGUAUGGGGAUGGAGAUGGUGGUUUUGGUACAAUAACAAGGUGGCAGAGAACUUGAUGGUCAUGAAUCUUCAUGGUUGCUACAACCUAACUGCUAUUCCUGAUUUAUCUAAGCAUCAUGCCUUGGAAAAGUUGAUCCUCGAGCGUUGCAUUAGUUUAACUACGAUUCAUAAAUCGCUUGGGGAUAUGACUACAUUACGUCAUUUAAAUAUGAGAGGAUGUUACAACAUUGUUGACUUUCCAAAUGAUGUCUCUGGGCUGAAACAUCUAGAGAUCCUUAUCCUCUCAGGUUGCUCUAAACUGAAAGAACUACCACAAGACAUGCGUGGCAUGAAUUCUUUGAAAGAGCUUCUCAUUGAUGGAACUGCAAUAGAGAAGUUGCCUGAUACUAUAUUCUUGCUUACAAAACUUGAAAAGCUUAGCUUGGAUCGUUGCCAAUCACUAAAGCGACUACCCCAAUGUAUAGGGAAGCUAGGUUCUUUAAGGGACUUUUCUCUUAAUGGUUCUGCAUUAGAAGAUAUGCCUGAUUCCAUUGGCUCGUUGGGAAAUCUUGAACAACUAAGUUUGAUGUGGUGUAAAUCACUUACUGUAUUACCUGAUUCUGUUGGCAAUAUCAAAUCAUUAACAAAAUUUUGGCUUAACAGUAGUUCAGUGAAAGAACUGCCAACUUCUAUUGGGUCAUUAGCCUAUCUGAAGGACUUAUCACUUGGCAACUGUUGUGAUAUUAGCAGAUUGCCUGUUUCCAUUGGAGGGUUAGCUUCUAUUGUUGACCUUCAGUUAGAUGGGACAUCGAUCAUAGAUCUGCCAGAUCAGGUCGAUGGCUUGAAAUCUCUUGAGAAGCUUGAGAUGAGAAAUUGUAGAUCUCUUAGAUCAUUGCCAGAAUCAAUUGGAUGUGUGUUAACUCUUUCUGCAUUGAUCAUAGUGAAUGCUGCCAUAACAGAGCUGCCAGAAUCUAUAGGGAUGUUGGAAAAUCUUAUCAUGUUAAGGUUGAAUAAAUGUACAAAGCUUUGCAGACUGCCCGCUUCAAUUGGGAAUUUGAAGUCCCUCCACCACUUGCUAAUGGAGGAAACAGCUGUGACAGAAUUACCUGAAAAUUUUGGCAUGCUCUCAAGACUGAUGAUAUUGAAAAUGGCGAAGAAGCCUGACCAUGAAGUAUCUCAGAAUGCUGAAAAUACAGAGCUUCCAUCUUCUUUCUCAAAUCUUUCCUUGUUAGAAGAAUUUGAUGCCCGUGCAUGGAAAAUAGCAGGGAAAAUACCUGAUGAUUUUGAAAAACUGUCGUCUUUAGUGCUUUUGAAUCUCAGUCACAAUGAUUUUUCCAGUCUUCCUUGUAGUCUAAGAGGACUUUCCAUUCUCGAAAAGCUUGUACUGUCCCACUGUAAAUAUCUCAAAGUUCUUCCCCCACUUCCCUCAAGUUUGGUAGAGUUAAAUGCUGCAAACUGUACUGCACUGGAAAGUAUAUCCGAUAUAUCAAAUCUGGAGAAUUUACAAAACCUGAACCUUGCAAACUGUGAGAAACUAACGGGUAUUCCAGGUCUUGAAUGCUUGAAGUCCUUGAGAUGGCUGUACAUGAGUGGUUGCAGUUCUUGCUCUUCAGUGGUAAAGUCAAAACUUGAUAAGCUUGCUUUGAGGAAUUUGAACAGUUUAUGUGUGCCUGGAAGCGAAAUCCCAGAUUGGUUUACUCGAGAUGAGGUUUCUUACUCAAAGCCCAAAAACCGUGUGAUCAAAGCUGUAAUUGUAGGCAUUGUUGUCUCUAUCGACCAUUCCAUACGAGAUGAUCUAAGAGAUCAAUCCCCUGUAGUAGCAGGUAUUCUAAUAACGAUCCUCAGAUUGAACAAACCAAUAUUCAAUACUGCACCGCUUUUAGAAGGAGUGCCAAAGACAGAUGAAGAUCAUUUUUACUUGUGCCGAUAUGAAAAUUAUAAUCCAUUGGUUUUGUUUCUGAAAGACGGUGACAAGAUACGAGUGGCAACGCAGAACCCUUCUCCUGUCAAGGGGGUUCACCUGAAGAAGUGUGGGAUUCAUCUGGUAUUUGAAAAUGAUGAUGAUUACGUCGGAGACGAAAAUUUCUUGCGUGAAGAUCAGCAGUCUGUAUCGCAGAAAUUAACGACGUUCAUGGGAUCUUCUGAAGAAGAUAAACAGACCUUGGACCCCAUUUCUAAAGUUGAAAGAGAAAAGCCAGAGAGGAAACAAAGAGAUGGAAAUUCAUUUGUUCUUCUCUUCAUUGUUCUUCCUUUAUCCUUCCUGCUGUUGAGUUGGUUGGUAUUCAUGUUUUAUAUUUAUAGUUAAGCAAUGCUAUAUAUGUAAUCUUAUUUCUUACCCUAUUUUCUCACUUGUAAAUCGUAGUGUACAGAUGAUUAUUUACAGAAUGGGACACAUGUGAGACGAAGGGCGGGUCUCACACCCCAUUAUGUGAAAAUCUUUUGUGUUUCUAUUCUAGAUGCAUGAAAAUGAGAUUCAUAUUAAUAAAUGCACAUGAGAUCUGCCCAGUUGUAUGUUUAGAAGUGAGAAAAUGCGGUAAGAAAUGGAAUUAUACAUAGCAUUUUCUUUAAUAGUUUGUGCUUUUAUUUGCAAAUUUCAAUUUUCAAUUAUCUUGUGAUGUAUUAUUUAUGUAUGCAGUUUACUAUAUAUUGUUCAAUUCUUGAACCUAAUUCAUUUUGUGAUAACCAAA
Camellia sinensis is the source of this 4776-nucleotide messenger RNA. RefSeq lists its product as uncharacterized. NCBI's taxonomy places the organism in Eukaryota, Viridiplantae, Streptophyta, Magnoliopsida, Ericales, Theaceae. Gene Ontology annotation, biological process: signal transduction; defense response. The record is from RefSeq and is a predicted model, not a curated record. Gene Ontology annotation, molecular function: ATP hydrolysis activity; ADP binding; protein binding.